This is a messenger RNA of Branchiostoma belcheri (Belcher's lancelet), 745 nucleotides long. Its product is annotated as solute carrier family 22 member 18-like. The transcript has 5 exons. Gene Ontology annotation, molecular function: transmembrane transporter activity. NCBI's taxonomy places the organism in Eukaryota, Metazoa, Chordata, Leptocardii, Amphioxiformes, Branchiostomatidae. Bases 98 to 745 code for a protein of 215 amino acids. The record is from RefSeq and is a predicted model, not a curated record. Gene Ontology annotation, biological process: transmembrane transport.
AGGGGCAUUGGGACAAAGACCAAAACAUGUGUACCCACACGGUCCAUUGCAGAGAAAACAAUGACUAGAAGGUACAAUAUUGUUGUCCUUUAAGAUCAUGUCAGCCUCGGAAGACGAAGACAUGGCACCCAAGACGAAAAGUUCGGAAGAAACCCGGAAGGUGUUAGUGUCUCUUCACGUGAAUGUGGCCCUGCACAGUGCAUGUGUUUUUAUGCAGGGAAUCGCCUUUACUUACCUGUCCAAGAAGCUAGGUGUCUCCCCAACUGUAUGGGGCUACCUGAACACCUGCACUGCCCUGUGUCACCUGGUUGGAAGUCCCAUCUAUGGCAGGUUUGGGGAUCUGUAUGGGGGCAGGAAGGCUCUGGCUCUGUCCUUUCUCUCCAUGUGUGCCACGUGUGUCCUCCUGGCUGUGGCAGACAGUGUGCCCAAACUGUUUAUUUCUAGACUUCCAAUGGUCUUCAUGCAGGUUAUGCCAGGUGCCCACAUGGUUGUAGCAGAUGCCACUGAUGAUGCGUCGCGGUCAGAUGCCAUGGGGAAAGUGGGGAUGUUCUUCGGUAUUGGUCUUCUCAUUGGUCCUGUCUUAGGGGGCUGGAUAUCUGAACACUACAGUGAACAUGUGACGUGUGUAGUGGCUGCAGUGCUGUCCUUGUUGCAGGUAGUUUUGGUGAUGUUGUUUGUACCUGCACAGAUGAAAUCUGUGUCUCAGGAAAAACACAGGACAUCAUCAGGUUUCCCUCAGGAGUAA